Xenia sp. Carnegie-2017 is the source of this 4442-nucleotide messenger RNA. RefSeq names its product protein fantom-like. Gene Ontology annotation, cellular component: ciliary transition zone. Lineage: Eukaryota; Metazoa; Cnidaria; Anthozoa; Malacalcyonacea; Xeniidae. Gene Ontology annotation, biological process: non-motile cilium assembly. The record is from RefSeq and is a predicted model, not a curated record.
GUCAUAUCAAGCGGGAGAAAAACAAAAACAGAAUACAUAACCAUUUAUACAUUAUUUUGUUUGUCUAAUUCAUUUUUUCUCGUAAGCUAUAAAUAUAUCUACUUAAAUAAAAUACAGAGAAAACCCGAUAUACUCAUGGAUAAUGUCUGCAAGUGGAAUAUUGCGAUGAAUUGUGUUCUUCAUUUGGUUUUUGUCGAAGAAGAAAGAAGUACAAUUUGUCAUGUUGAAAUUUGACGAUAGACAUUGUAGUAGUUGUGAGUUGAAUAAGGAUUUGGCGAUGUUAUUAACGAGAAGUUUUACGUUAUUAUGGCUGUAUUAAAAACUAUAAACUCAACAAAGCUUUGAAAAAAUGGAGGAAGACCGUCCUCCAAGCCAUCUUCAUGAAAGACAGGCACUGACAAAACUAGACCAUUCUGAAUUGGAGGACAAGUUUAUCAAAUUAAGAGAGCAGAAUAUUGAACUUAAGAAAUAUGCAAGAAACCAGGAAGAAAAAAUUAAACGUAUGGCCACCAAACUUUUGCGUCUUGCUGCAGACAAAAAGAAGGCAGAAGGAGGUAAUCAGAAUUUUCAAACGGAGGAGAAGAUGGCAGAAAUGGAAGAGGAAAUGAGAGCGCUCCAAAAGCAAAAUUCCCAGCUAAAAUAUAAGUUAACAUUAGCAAAACAACAAUCAUUGGGAGAUCACAAACAGUCAUCCCCCUAUGGACAUGUAAAAGCUAAAGUAAAUUCAGGAAUUCACAGCAGAUCAAAGUCUAGUCAACAACAAAGGAUCAAACAAAAUUUACGUGUACAAGGUGACUUCACUAGAUCACCUAGACACAUCCCUUCACCAAUCCUUGCACAACCAAGAUAUGGACAUAGUCUUCUGGAAGAAAAGAGAAUUGAAAAGGAAGAACUUGAGCAAGUUCUUCAUUCGUUACAAGAUAAUAUUAGAAUGUUGGAGAAAGAAAGAAAGGAACUAAAAGAUGAGCUGCGACAAAAAGACGUCGACCACGAGUUGGUGAUGACGAAGAUACGGGAACAAUUAUCCGGUGCUCAAAGAGAAAGUAUUCAGGAGAAUGUCGAUAUGAUUAAACUUCAAAGGGAAGUAAAAGAUAAAGGGAGCAAGCUUCUCUCUAUGGAGACAAAAUUUAAAAAUCUUAGCGAGAAUUUGAAUAAGAUGAAAGAGAGCCAUGCAAAAGUCUUGGAAAAUAUGGAAUCCAUGAAUGAAAAAUUAAAGGAGGAGCAAGGCAAAAGUUUGAUGUAUCAAAACGAAUUAAAGAACCACGAUGUGACAUCGAAAACUUUAGUUGAGCAACAGCAACUUAUUGAUGAUCUCAAUGCGGAACGGGAAAUUUUAAAACAGGCGAAUGAAAAUCUCAUGAAGAGCGCCUUUGAUUCUGAAAGAGAAAGACAACACGUAGCGCUUGAAAGACAACUAAAAGUGGAAAUUGCGACCCUAGAAGCUUCUGUAAAAUCUGAACUGGAGGAAAAGAACGAUAUUUUAGAUCAACUGAUGAAGGAGAGAGACUCAAAAGAGGAUCUUCACCAGGAAAUGCGUGAUAUUAAAGUGAACUAUUUUUCGUUAAAAGAAAAAUAUGACGACGUGUCAGAAAAAUUGAAAUUUUUCACGAAGGAAAGCGCCGUUGAUGUACAAGAACUGGAGGAAGCGCUUACUUUAAUAAAGAGAAGAAAGGAGAGUGGAAGUCAAGAUUUAGAUUUCUUGGAAAAAGUUGACAGUGAAGUGGAUAAAAACGCCCAGAAACGGAUACAAGAACUUCAAAUAUCGCAUGCUGACACAAUCAAUGAGUUAGAAAAAACAAGAAAUAUGCUAGUUUUGCAGCAUAAAAUUAAUAAAGACUAUAAAACUGAGGUUGAUAAAGUUACAAAUAAAAUGGUGGAAGACAAGAAAGAGUACGACCAACGCCUUCAAGAAUACGCACAAUUACUAGAUAUAAGAGCUGAUCGAAUCAAGAAACUUGAAUGUCAAAUACAUGAUAUUGCCUAUGGCACGAAACAAUACAAUGUUGUGAGCACUGGAGAGGUACCCGAGUUUGACAAUGAAACAAAUGUUGAGAAUUUAGAAAGAGGAGAAAAUCUUUUCGAGAUUCACAUUGGAACAGUAUGUCUGUCAGACGAAGUUUCGUCAUUGCUUGAGGGAUUGGAACCUAGCUGUUUUAUCACUUAUGAAUUCUUUGAACAUGAAAUUCAAGCGACCCCAGUUAUGAAAGGAAAAAGAAUGGAUUUCAAUUUUACAUCUUUGUAUGUCGUAAAAAUCGACGAUUUCUUUCUUCAUUACCUGCAAAAGGAAUCUACGAUUGUAGAACUUCAUCGUGCUGUUGGUUCUUCAUACGAAACAAUAGCUGUGUGCAACCUAAAGCUAAGAGAGCUUCUUGAAAGAUCUCAUGGACGUCUUCACGGGACUGCUAAAUUGCUGGGUACAAAAUCAUCCAAUGGAGGAGUUGAAUGUGCUACUAUGGAGUACUGGGUCCGACUUCGCGUCCCCAUGGAACAAGCCAUACGUUUGUUUAAAGAGCGGAGUAAAGCGCUUGGUUAUUUGAAUGCGCAAGGCUACAAAGCAUUAGAAAAGACUGGGGACGAACUACCGUCUGACAUCAACGAACUUAUCAUAACGAUUAACAGUUGCUCCAAUCUCAAACCACGACGUGAUGAUGUUCAACCAUCUCCUUAUGUCGUGUACAGAUUAUAUGAUUUUGCUGAUCAUGAUACCGCGAUUAUUUCGAAUUCCAACUCACCACAAUGGAACGAUAGACGUACAUGGCCUGUUCCUAUGACUGAGGAUUUACAUACAUAUCUUACAUCGCAGUCUUUGGAAGUUUAUGUAUUCGACGAUGUAGACCCUGAAGCGACCGCUUACCUCGGUUUGGCAAAGAUACCACUCAUAUCGCUGGCUCAUGAUCAAACUAUCAAAGGAUCGUUUGAUCUUGUGAAGGAAAAUGGCGAAAAGAAUGGAAUUGUCGAUGUCUCUAUAGAAUGGAGAAAUACUUAUCUUCCUGCAAGUUGUAAAUUGAAGAAUAACGCACUAAAUUACAUGUCUAAUAAUGACGAUGAAAUAGAAAGUCAGGGGGAGGUGAUUGAUCAGACCGAAAGUCAGGGGGAGGUGAUUGAUCAGACCGAAAGUCAGGGGGAGGUGAUUGAUCAGACCGAGAACAAGCCCAUCGUUCCUUUAGUUGCAUCAACGCCGAAGCAAUCUCGCGAAAAUGUUGUCAUGAAACCACCAAAGGCGCGGCCGAGGUCUGAGAAGAAAGAACAGUCAACGUCAAAGUUAGCAAAAUCUUUCAAUAAAGAUACCACGGGUGAGAGUAAACUUCUUGAUAAAAAAGAGAUUGAAAUUCACAAGGAUAUGACCGUUGAUGAGUUGAUCUUGGCUUCUGAAGGAAUUCACAAAUUACCAAUAGUGGAUGAUGUUCAAGAGAAGGAAGACCUGGCAACGACGAGUGCUGCAGUCACUGAAAAGCCUGUAUUAAGUGAAGACACAAAUUUUGACGACGAAAGUACAGACAGCGAAGAUGCGAUUGAAGUUGUAACCCGAGACUUUCCUGAACAUUUAUUAUCGGGUAGUGAAGACCAUACCAGUGACAGUGAUGGUCUUGUAAUGUCAUCAAUAUCUGCUCGUAGUGGUAAAAUAAUGCAGCGUCCCGAACAAAUCACGAUAAUGGUGAACAGUCUGACGCUGUAUCCUGAUACGUCAAUUAUUAAUGAUGCUUCCAUUACUCAACUCUUUGUUGCCUAUAAAUUUCUCAACUAUGAUCUCGGUGAACUGGAAACACCUGUAUCUCCCAAGCCCCCUCCAUAUCAACCCAUACACUAUAACUUCAAGAAAGUUUUUCCAGUCGACCGUGAAACGAAUAAUCAGAAACGACAAUUGCUAAUUCAUACCUUAUCCACUGAAAAUCCUGGGCAAGGAAGAUUGAUAUUUAGUGUUGUUAGUGAUCCUGGACUUAAUGAUGAUGGUGAUUGUAUUGAUGUUGCGUUUGCUGUCGUCGAUCUACUAAAGAUUUUCGAAGAUAAUGCUGAUAUUAUUGAACAGAACAUUGAACUUUAUAGUUUUGCUGACGGAGCAGAUCUUGUUGGUUGUUUGACAGUGACCGUUGAAGCGCUAGAAGCUUUGAAAAGUUUGUAUGAUGACGUAAAGUAAACCACUGUAUAAAUGAAACGCCUUUGGCUUAAGGUUUUUAAGUGGAUGGAUCAUGUCGGCUUGUUUGGAGGAGAACCAUUGAUUCUUUUAAAAAAUAAAAUUGCGAGAAAAAAGUUUAUCAGAGUAUAGGAAAGUGUUAAAACACAAUUUAUUUCAUAGUGUCCUAAAACAUGUUUGUAAUGUUUUAAUGUUGUAACGUACGCCUUGAUCUACAAAAAUCCUACAAACAGAUAAAGAAAGAUCCACGAACAAUAGAAUCUCUGAGACUUAAAUAUAUAUUUAAUAAAAUAGUUAUUACUAAUGUCUA